AUGUCACAAAUCACAAUCCUAGGGUUCACGCCCGCAGAGCUGGUGUCGUCGUCUCAAGGCUCCAACGCCAUCCACUGGACCAUCCUUCUUAGCCCGACUUCUUCAGCCCCACAACACCCACAACAGUCCCAAGCCCCGAUAAGGCCGAAAACCAAGUCCUUCUUCUCGUCGCAACGGCGUGUCUCGAAGGAUGACAGCGACGUCACGACAAGGCCCAGGACCGCCCUCUUCGACAUGCACAAGCAUCAACUCCGCCAACAGGAAUUGCCUGGUCCGAUCACACCGAGCGAUCGGAAGGGACCGACAGACAGUCCAAAUACAGCGACAAGUAUUUCCUCAGACGUUCCCAACGAGCCAUUUACCCUAUCGCUACGCAUCCUGCUGUCGACGCACAGCCUGCCCGUCGCGAAACUGGCAAAAAAGGUGUCGCCCCUCCUGUACCGCACGCCGACAUACGGACCCGAGGAAGACUGGCUCCGCGCCGCUCUAGACAUGCUCGUCGGCGCUGGCAUCCUCGAGCCCGCCGCGGCAUUUGACGGGGACCUCGUCCUCGCCUUCGCCAGCGAAGCCGUCAAGGAAUACCUCGGCCACAUGGAGCAGGGCCAGCACACAGCGCACAACGUCCUCGAGCUAGACUACGCGAAGCAUAUUCGCGAAAUGGAGUCUGUGAGGACGAUGUUUUCGCGCGAUUCCGCCGCCACAUCGGGAAACGCAGACCGGAACAUCACAGCCAGCUCGGGGGCCACGCAACAGCAUACACCGGCGGAAACGUCAUCGCACACUUACUUCCACCUGCAUCACGGGUCAAAAACUAGUUCUAAACCAGCGUCCGACUCGGCAAGCAAGAAGCAGAAGUUCUUCGGCUUCAGGGUCUCGCCUGGUCCACACGCGUCGGGGCAGCGGCAGAGGUGGGCCAGUGGGGAUCGAGCAUGGUACGAGCGGCGCGACGAUCCGUAUGGUGGGCUGAUGUGA
Molecule: messenger RNA, 972 nt
Organism: Cladophialophora yegresii CBS 114405
Lineage: Eukaryota; Fungi; Ascomycota; Eurotiomycetes; Chaetothyriales; Herpotrichiellaceae
Exons: 1
Coding region: 1-972 (323 amino acids)
Source: RefSeq, a predicted model, not a curated record